UAUAAAUUGGUCGGCGUGCCAAUUCCGCGGAUUUCAGGAAUCCCGCCGUCGUCUCCCGCCAACCAGAAAACCCCAAUCCGUGCCCCCCUUCCCCCCUCUCUCUCUCUCUCUCCGCCGCAGUUCGCCCUUCUCUAGAGGUGGAAAGCCGUGCAGGAGUGUUAUCUGCCAGGUAUCUGUUUACAGCUUUUUCAAGAUGAGUAAAUCUAAGAGUUAUUAUGUUGAGGCUGCUGACAUGCCAAUGAGGGCAACUAAUGGUUUUUAAGCCAUGUGCAUAAAUUUUUUGCACACAUUUUCAGUUCAGUGUUUAUAUAUAUUUAUAUAUAUAUAUAUAUAUAUAUAUAUAUAAAUGAUGACAUCCUGUAAUCUUGUUCUUUGGCAACAAUCUUGUUUCAAGCACUUUGUUGUCCCAGUUUUAGUUCUUGAAGAUGGUCUAUUGGUUGCUUGCAUAGAAACAUGUGCAGGCUGUGUAAUGAUUGGUGAGCUUUGGCUACUAAAUGCGCAGAGGCAGUCAUAGAAACCCUUUGAAGUUGUUGAAAAAUCUCACAUUCUUCUUGGUAUAAAAACUUUAUACAAUGGGAUAUGCUAAUAAUAUUUCAAAACUUGAGUUGUCUUGCUUCAUCAAUCAACUUAUUCUUUGGCAACAAUCUUGUUUCAAUCACUUUGUUAUCCCUCUUUUAGUUCUAGAAGAUGGUCUAUUGGUUGCUUGCAUAGAAACAUGUGCAGGCUGUGUAAUGAUCGAUGAGCUUUAGCUACUAAAUUUGCAGAGCUACUUAUAGAAAUCCUUUGGGACUUGUUUGGUUCGUCAGAAGAAUUUUUCCUCAUCGGAAUAUUUUAUCCGAAAAGCUGAUUCCUGGGAAUAUGAUGCCUAGGAAAAUGAAUUUGACAUGUUUGGUUAACCAUGAGAAAGUGGCCAUUCUAGAGUGAUUUAUGUUUGGCUGAGCAUCUACUUUUUUGAAAAAGUUGUGUAAAAUACCUAUUAUAUUCUUAAUAAGGGAAAGACUUUAUCCAUGGAUUUUGAUGGCUUAAGGGUAGUUUUGAAAAAAAAAAAGAAUCCAAAUUUUCAACCAGUAGGAAAGUAGAUUUUCUAUAUUUCUCGUGGGUUUUUCUUUUUCAUGAAACAUGGAAAUCUUAUUCUCAUGGAAAUGCUACUUUUUUAUCUCUCUUCUUUGAAAACUCCAACCAAACAAGUGACCUUUCUACGUUUUUCCGUUGACCAUACUUUCUUCCCUUCUUUUCCCACGAAUCAAACGAGUCAUUGAAGUUGUUGAAAAACCUCACGUUCUUCUUGGUAUAAAGCUUUAUGUAAUGGGAGAUGCUAACGAUAUUUCAAAACUUAGUUGUCCUGCUGCAUCCUCUGAUGUGAGGUUGAAGUUGAUUCUUGGGUGCCAUCCUCUGGCGUAUUAGCUUAUGACUUUGAGCAAUUUAGCUGAGAAAUUUGAUCAUUGAAUAUAAAUACUGUUUAUCUAGAUUCUUUAUGUUGUUUUCUGGCUUCCUUUUAUGUAUUUUUAGAUAUGAUCUCGCAUGAAUGCUUCAAUUGCAAAUUUACCGGCCUUCAAUUUCUGAAUAUGAUUGAAUGCUUUUGGGAGAAUGACAUGCAUAAUAUAAAUACCAAAAGCAAGCUCAUAAUCAGAAUUUCCUUUAGGCAUUUGUACUGAUUCGAAAAUGAAUCUUAGAGAGGUUAAACCUAAUAAUUAAAUGGAUCAAUGGCAUUUCCGGGAGGAGCUGGCAGCCCCUGCUAUGGGUUUUGAAAUGUAAGUUUACUUCCAUGUGUUUCAUGUGACUAAAGUUGGGGCUGCAGUGUGGAGCUUGGGUUCGGAUUUUGCCAAAAGAUGCCAAUAUACCAUUUGACUUGAUUGGGGAGCAGGCUGAAGUCAAGCAUAGGAAGUGGAUUCCAGCUCCAUCUUCCAGCUGCUCCUGAUGAAAAACAUCCUAAGAAUAUGGAGUUUCAAAGACGAGAGUCCAAAUGUAGUGCUGCGCUCGAUCAAAGAAAGGGAAAGAGAACUAGAACUGCGCUCUACCAACAAGGACUGGGACUAGCUUGAACGAUAGAAAGAUGGAAUCAGCAGUAUCAGAAGGACCGAAUUUUUUUUAUCAUAGUACAUUACUUCAUCGCGGGCGGAUAGUGGGGAUCGAACCCGCAUCUUCUUCCACAUCUUUUGAUGAAUAUUGUUUAACUCUCAUAUCAAUUGCUUCAACUGUUUGGGAAAUGGAUGAUAUAUAGUUUGCCAAGGAAAGAAAUUAUUAUUACAUUGCUGCAUUGUAAAGGCCAUGUAGCUGAAUAUGCAUGAGUGACCACAUUUGUUUCAAUCAUUGCAUCUCAGUAUGACUAAAUUUAUCUGGGUGGUGCUCUUGAUUUGAACUCAUUUUAUUGUUCGACAGUCAGAAACCCAUUUGGCUGUGACAGUUGAGCUUCUCCAAAAUUUCCUGUACUCGAACAAGGAAGGCCAAGGGUGUUGAAACUUUCUUCCCAUCCAUUGAAACUGCAACUGGAUAAUGGUCCAUGAACUUCUUCUGUGUACCGCACUCAUUAUUGGCUGUUGAUUUAUUUCACUUGUACACAGUUAUUGGCCGUUCGAUCCGGGUGUGAAAGACCUUGAUGGACGCAAUCCUGCUUCCAUACGGUAAUCUCCCUAUAUCAAAGCUCGGAAUUGCGUCGAUCCUCUCAUGCCAAGCGGAGGAUUUGCUCCUCGGCGUUCCUUGGAGCUCGCGAUUGCCUCCACGUGCAACCGUCCAAGAACCUCUCUCUUCUCAAGAGAGGACGUGGCGUAUUGACCGUUAGAUCGUUACUUAUGACCCCUGGCCGUCCGAUUGUCUUGGCGCGAACCAGGGAAGAGAACCCCGCCUUUUCCUCUCCUCCAUUUUCCGGUUUUAGUUUCAGUUUUUGGUGAAGGCGUUGGUUGACGGAUUCUCUCAGUGCGAUCUCCAUUUUCUUUUUUCGAAGAUAUAGUUUUGGUUCUAUUCUUUAUUUAUCAUUUAUAUCAAAGUUUAGUAAAUCCAUCCUUCUCCUUUCUUUUCCAUCUGUUCCUGCUUUGUUCUGGAUUCUUUGGCUUUCUGUUGAUUCUUUUACAUUUUAGAAGAUAUCCGGGGAAGAAUGGCGGAAGCUGCUGUUGAGGAGACGAUCCACGAGUACAAAGGUUCGUCGUCUUCCGAUUCUGAAAGCGAGAAGCCCCCAUCCCCUGGUUUUAAAAAGAAACGAUUGUUUGGGAGGAAGGAACCGGUGCAUGCCGUCCUCGGAGGAGGAAAACCUGCUGAUAUUAUAUUAUGGAGAAACAAGCAGAUGUCAGCGAGUAUUCUUGCUAGUGCUACUGUUCUCUGGCUUCUCUUUGAAUGCAUAGGCUAUCACUUCCUCACUUUUAUCUGUCACUCUCUCAUAUUUUUUCUGGUAGUAUUGUUUCUCUGGUCCAAUGCAGCAUCAUUCAUCAACAGGUCCCCUCCAAAUUUUCCAGAGGUUAUCUUGCCUGAGGACCUGUUCUUAAGCAUAGCUCAUUCAGUAAAACAUAAAAUCAAUGAAACUUUUGCAAUCUUCAGAUAUGUUGCUUCAGGAAAGGAUUUGAAGAAGUUUCUCAUGGUAAUCACUGGCUUGUGGGUUCUUUCUAUAAUUGGAAGUUGGUUCAGUUUUUUGACUUUUUUCUACAUCGUUUUUGUGCUUCUGUAUUCCUUACCUGCACUUUAUGAGAAGUAUGAGGAUCAAGUUGAUGCAGCUGCUGAGAAGGCAGCGAUCAAAAUGAACAAGCAAUAUGCUGUGCUAGAUGAGAAACUUCUGUGCAAGAUCCCUCGAUGCCCAUUCUCUGAUAAGAAGCAGCAUUAAAGUCAUAAACUCAUUUCCUUUGCCAUAGAACUCCAGAGCUUUUGCUCCAGCUUUAGGGGGUCCUCUUCUGCUGAAUUUUAGCUGAAGAUUUUGAUAAAGGACAUGGGAGGGAGAAAGCUUAUAUGACUCGAGACCUUUGCAGCUUCCAGUUAGUGAAGAAGGCUGACAAACUAAGGGACUUGUCAUGGCGGGGGGGGAUUAAUACUUUUUUACAAUCUGUCCUCCAAGAAAGCGCUUUCUGGAUUAUUUAUUGAUUCCAGAUUAUGUUGUUGAUUCAUCGACAAUCUUCCUUGCAAAUGAUGUACGGGCUCUACUUGCGUGCUUAUGCUUCUUACGUGUAUCACAUGCAUGAUGGUACAUGUACCAUGUAAGAUAGCUAAAUCUAGCAAGUGUGAUGGCGACCCAUACGACACUUGGCACUUGAUUGGGAGCGCCUUCAAUCUUCAUCACCGAGGGCCGCUUGUUACAUUUUAUACCAGGAACAGCUUUGGGCAUGCAUAGCUUUGGGCUAUACCAGGAACCAAACUGAACUCGUGGGCUUGACUUGGAACAAGAUCGAAUCAGUUCCUGUUCCAAAUGUGAGAAAUUCGAUCGGGCUAGGUUGGGUUUGGGUAGUGCUAUCAACCAUAUAUACGUAUACAUAUACAAUAUAAUAUAAAAUUAAGCUGUAGUGAUGUAUCAAAUAUCUCUUACAUAAUAUGUUCAUAAAUUCUUAUA
This is a messenger RNA of Phoenix dactylifera (date palm), 4525 nucleotides long. NCBI's taxonomy places the organism in Eukaryota, Viridiplantae, Streptophyta, Magnoliopsida, Arecales, Arecaceae. The record is from RefSeq and is a predicted model, not a curated record.